Sungouiella intermedia is the source of this 1593-nucleotide messenger RNA. Lineage: Eukaryota; Fungi; Ascomycota; Pichiomycetes; Serinales; Metschnikowiaceae. The record is from the annotation of a GenBank genome assembly.
AUGAUCGAACCAGACCACGUCACGGGACGUAUGGUGGCGCUUUUUGCGUCGGUGUUUGUGUCAUUAGUGGCUGGAACACCUUACUUAUACGGAGUUUAUGCUCCCCAACUUGUUCAGCGAGUAGGUUUGUCUACUUCAGAUGCUGCUACCAUUUCUCUUGCGGUUAACAUCGGAGCUGGGCUCGGUGGCUUGCCCGCAGGUUUAUUCAUUGACAAAUUCGGUCCUCAGAGAGCAAUUUGGUUAGGUUCAGCUUGUAUCUUCUCUGGUUAUUUCAGUCUCAAUAGAAUCUACUCGUUUCAAAUAGGAAGCUUGCUUUUGGUGUGUGUUGCCAUGGCUUUUGUUGGAUUUGGAUCGGUGACAAGCUUUUUUGCUGGGUUGAAAGCUGCCCAGGCAAAUUUUCCUCACCACAGAGGUACAGCUGGUGCACUUCCAGUAGGUGCUUACGGAUUGGCUGCUACACUUUUUUCGUUAAUUGCUGCUAAAUUUUUCAACGGUGAGAGCGGCAAGCUUUUGGCGUUUUUAGCAUAUUUCUGCGGCUCUGUGGCCUUUUUGGGGUCGUGGUUCAUUCACAUUUACGAUCCUGUCCCCAUCAACCUGGAAGAAGCCAUCCUACUUUCGGAUCUGGAAGAUUCCGGCCAUGCUCCCCGCAUGAAGCGGUCCUUUUCCUUAAGAGGCUCCUUCUCUUUCUGGGGAAUUGGUUCUCGCUCCCUGUCAAUGUCGCUGUUGACAAAAGAUCAAACUCCAUUCAUUGCAACUCCAAGUGACCAGCGAAUGAAGAACCUGACUUCGAUGUCCUCCAUGAAUCUGCAAUUUGCUGCCUCCCAAGAUGGUGGAUCCAGACUGGCAGAAUCUUCUCCCGUGUUAACGAGCCCUUCUACUUCGACACUCCAAGAAGUAUCCGAUCCCAAACCAGAAAGUGCGUGGAACACAAUCAAGUCACUUGUCUCCAACAGAACAUACUUGGCUCAUUACUGCAUUGUCAGUCUCUGCAGUGGAAUGGGCCAGAUGUACAUCUACACAGUGGGAUUUAUUGUCACCGCACAGUUUAACUACCACAACACUGCUGACGGUUCUCCAGCGUCCCUCCAGGCCGUGCAAGUGUCUACAAUUUCUAUUGCUCAGUUUUGCGGAAGAGUCAUUGCUGGUGUUCUGUCUGAUUAUCUUUAUAAAAGGCUUAAUGCCCAGAGACAGUGGGUGGUGUUAGGCACUAUUUUCUUGAUAUGCACAGGACAGUUACUACUUAUCCUGACUAAUAGCAUCCAUACCAUCACCAUCAUCUCACUACUUCUGGGUUGUGGUUACGGUCUUUUGAAUGGCACCUACCCUGCAAUCAUUGCCGACAGUUUUGGUGUUAAGUCCUUCACGACAGCUUGGGGUCUCAUUUGUUCCGGUCCAUUGGUGAUCUUGUUCACAUUAGACAAAUACUUUGGAAUAAUCUACGACAGCCAGUCCAACGAGUCUGGCCAAUGUUUCAAUGGCAAUGAUUGUUACAAGGGCGCCUUCCAGCUUGGGGUGUUGUUAAGCGCAUUCACGCUUGUGGGCACACUGGCUUUGAUGUAUACGAAAAGAAGGUCUACGAAGCCUCAAUUAUAG